Paracoccidioides lutzii Pb01 is the source of this 1692-nucleotide messenger RNA. RefSeq names its product cholinephosphate cytidylyltransferase. Gene Ontology annotation, biological process: CDP-choline pathway. The record is from RefSeq and is a predicted model, not a curated record. The transcript has 4 exons. The coding region runs from base 1 to 1692 and encodes 563 amino acids. Gene Ontology annotation, cellular component: nuclear envelope. Gene Ontology annotation, molecular function: phosphatidylcholine binding; choline-phosphate cytidylyltransferase activity.
AUGUCAUCCCCAUCCUCCACCCGCUCCGCCUCAAAGCGGAAACGGAGCAACUCCCACUCCACAGCGGCCCCUAACCCCAAACCCUCAAUCAUUGACCUCCAACCCUCUUCCCGCGAUGCCUCUGCUGAGGAAGGCGACUCCACCACCGCUGCUUCAUCAUCGCUCAAACACGGAAAUCCCAUCACUUCACUCGAUUCCUCCAACAGUCCCCCAUCCAAACGACCCCGUAAUCGCUCAACCGCCGCCGCAGCGGAUACCGCAAACACAUUAGCCUCCACUUCCCAAAACGGCACCUCUAAGACAAUCACAGCCAACUCCAACUCCACCUCCAUCAGCAAAGAAGACCCAGGCGAACCAUCCGAGACGACCGAGGCGAGCGCUGAUAUUGAGGAGAGAGCUGCCAAGAGGCGCACGGGGCCUUCUUCCGCUACCUCGUACAGGACCCCGAGUUUGGCGACGACGGUUCGAACGGCGACGGCUGCUAGUGUGGGGACUCGCUGCAAGGAGGAGGAGCGCCUGAAGCCGCCGGAACGUGCGGGGUUGCAGGAUCCCGCGGGUUAUCAUACGAACCCACCCCCAACUGGGAGGCCUGUUCGGGUGUAUGCGGAUGGGGUGUUUGAUUUGUUUCAUCUCGGCCACAUGCGCCAACUUGAACAAGCCAAAAAGGCCUUCCCAGAAACCUACCUCAUCGUAGGCGUAACCUCGGAUCACGAAACGCACAAACGCAAAGGAUUAACCGUAUUAACGGGCACAGAACGAUCCGAGACAGUCCGCCACUGUCGAUGGGUCGAUGAAGUCAUACCCGAUUGCCCCUGGAUCGUCACACCCGAGUUCCUUGAGAAACAUCAGAUCGACUAUGUCGCGCAUGACGAUCUGCCAUAUGGCGCUGCGGAGGGCGAUGAUAUAUACGCGCCAAUUAAGGCGCAGGGGAAGUUUUUGGUCACGCAGAGGACGGAGGGGGUUAGUACGACGGGGAUUAUUACCCACAUCGUCCGCGAUUACGAAAAAUACAUAACCCGCCAACUAAAACGCGGCACCUCCCGCCAAGAAUUAAACGUCUCCUGGUUGAAAAAGAACGAGCUCGAAAUCAAACGCCACGUUGCCGAACUGCGCGACUCCAUCAAGAAUAAUUGGUCCGUCACUGGGCAGGAGCUUGGCAAAGAGCUCCGGCAGUUCUGGGCAAAUAGUCGACCCUCCAGUCCGGCACGGAAUGUCAGUGGAGGGAGCAUCGAUUCUCCGCGAGCGGGCGCGAUAAGUCCAGGUAAUAAUGGUAAUGGUAAUGGCAGCUAUUUCGGUAUUGGGACUGGGGCCGGAAAUCGAUCGCAGCUACACAGACUUGAUAUCCCGCCCAGUCGGCCGGAGAGUCCUGGGGCGGGCGGGGUGGGUAGGAGCGAGGAUUUUGCGACGGGUUAUAGUUUGGGGUUAAUUGGGGGGGUUCGGGCUUGGAUGACGCGCAGUCGUACGUCGCUAAAUGAUACGGAGAGCAGGCAUGUGGGUACGGAUCCAGAACAGGUCUCGUCGCCGUCGGCGAGUGAUGAGGAUCGAGAUCGGGAACGGACGGAUGGGGAGGAGAGGUCGCUACAACAGAAACAACAAACACAACGUGGGAGGGCUAAGGAAGUUGAAGCUGGUGCUGGGAGGAAGGAGUCGGUUGAUGGGACUACAGCUACGCCUAUGGAUGUUGAGUUGUGA